Messenger RNA from Hypanus sabinus (Atlantic stingray), 782 nucleotides. RefSeq lists its product as uncharacterized. The transcript is spliced from 5 exons. Lineage: Eukaryota; Metazoa; Chordata; Chondrichthyes; Myliobatiformes; Dasyatidae. The record is from RefSeq and is a predicted model, not a curated record. Bases 306 to 782 code for a protein of 158 amino acids.
UAAUCCGUAGCUUGUUUAACUUGCACCUGGACAGAAGGUGAUAAGAAAUUAACGUGCGCACGAGUAAAAUGACAUUAGCACCAAUGAACUCCUUAAGAAGAUCUCCUAAAACAGCCCUGGAUCUUCUAUGGCUACUCCAUGGAUUAUACAAAGUCUCUGGCGGAACACACAGAAAGCUGGAGGAACUCAGCACGUCUACAGCAUCUGUGGAGAGAGUUGACUUCUCAGGCCAGAGAGUGGAGAACCUGUGGAAUUCGUGGCCACAGGCGGCCGUGGAGACGAAGCCAUUGGAAUGUUGACAUAGAAUGCGUGAAACCCAGAAGACUCCUGGACCGUAUCUGCCCAGCUGCCCUGUGCAUUCACAGCUCCAGGAGAGUUCUUUUGAAGACCCUGACCUGGAGUUCCACACUGACUAUGGGACCCGCUCUCGGGGUUCCAUAUCCGGUCGUUGUUCGGCAUGCCAAGGGCUCGGCCCAAGAGUCCGGCUCGGAUUCGGAAGCCUAGGAUCUCGACGCUCUGGAGACGGGCGGACCGAAUGUGGCCAGGGUGCCGUCAGAGUCUGUGAGCUACAGCUGCACUCAAGCUAUGGUUCCUCACUUUCUCGAUCUCGGAUCUCGCCGAGCGGCCUGCUAUUCUGCAAUCUCCGCAUGCGGCCUGGAGGAACUGCGCCUUGGGGUCGCGGCACUGAUUCUUCACCAGAGUCGCCAACUGAAGUGCUGCAGGAGAUUGAAAAAUCGAGACAGCGGUGCACGCUGCUAUCGAUAAAAGGCCCCAGCACUUGA